AUGCUGAAUCAUCUUAUAAAAGUACCGCAAAAGACAGAACCAAAAUUGGUUCUAUGGUUUAGACGCAUUGUCAUUAUUUCAGCAUUAAUUUUAUUAAUUAGUGCUUUCUCAUUAUUAUGUGUAAGAGUAUUUAAUGAAGUGCCUACUAUUAUUACCACAAUUACAACAGAUGAUAAAAUACUUGCACCAG
Molecule: messenger RNA, 190 nt
Organism: Dentiscutata heterogama
Lineage: Eukaryota; Fungi; Glomeromycota; Glomeromycetes; Diversisporales; Gigasporaceae
Source: the annotation of a GenBank genome assembly